AUGGCACCCUCAGCAGUCGACUCUCGCGGCUUGAUGCUCAAUGGCCUGAAUUAUGAUCGUCAUGCUAAUGGUGCCAACGGCACAAAGAACAAGGAUGUCAACACCAUGAAUCCACAUGAAAAGGUGCAUUUCGCGCCAAAGCUCAAACCCAAGGACUACCAGAUCAAGGGCACGGAUCCAGGUGGCAAGAUUUUGUUUCGAGAUGUGAACAUUAUUGAUAGUACUGGAGCAGAUCCGUUCAAGGGCGACGUGUAUAUCGAAGGCCAGUCUCCCGGGUUGCUAGAGCAAGGUGGGAGAGCAUUUGCUAACAAUAUAACAGGCGAGCGCAUACGAUAUGUUGGCGAGGUACCCAGUGUCGAGGAGCUUGCGAAGGACAACAAGGUACGAACCAUCAACGGUCGUGGUAGGACGUUGAUGAGUGGUUUGGGAGAUGCGCACACACACUUUAGCUGGAACAACGGCGAUCUUGGUAAGCUCGGUGACAUUGGUGUUGAGGAGCAUACACUCGCCAGCGCGAGGUCAGCACAGUGCUAUCUGGACAGCGGGUACACUAUGUGCUUUGGGGCAGCAUCCGCCAAAGACAGGCUUGAUAUUGUGAUUCGUGAUGCUAUUAAUGAGGGUCAACUACCUGGUCCACGAUAUUUGGCUAAUGGCAAGGAGAUGGCGGUACCAGAUGGCGACCUCGUUCCUGGCAUUACAGCUUUUGCCAAGGGACCGCUCGAGAUGCGAGAGACCAUCCGGCACCAUGUCAAGCUCGGCGUCGAUACGAUCAAGCUUUCCAUGUCUGGCGAACAGAUCUGCGAGACACGAGACGCUCAGGAUUGCUACUACGACGACGACGAGACAGCAGCCUGUGUGGACGAGGCACAUCGACAUGGUAUUCGACUUUGCGCCCACGCAAGAGCAAGAGACAGCGUCAAGAUGUGUAUCAAACAUGGUGUAGAUAUCAUCUACCACGCUAGCUGGAUUGACGAAGAGGGGAUGGAGUUGCUCGAUAAGGCCAAGCAUAAGCAUAUAGUAGCACCAGGUUUGAACUGGCUUGUUGCGACUGUGUAUGAGGCUGGAGCGUUUGGCUACUCGUUCGAGAAAGCUGAGCAAGUCGGAUAUAAGAAAGAACUGGAGGUCGCGAUCAAAGGACUUCGUGAAAUGCAUGAGCGAGGCAUCACUGUGCUCCCAGGUGGUGACUAUGGCUUCGCUUGGACGCCGCACGGAACAUAUGCUCGAGAUCUGGAGCUUUUUGUCAACCUCCUUGGGUUCACGCCAAUGGAAACCCUAGUCUCUGCGACCGCUGGAGUUGCGAAGCUCUUCAUGCGCGAGCACGAGCUGGGCAAGAUCAAACCAGGCUAUUUCGCCGACUGUAUUCUCGUAGAUGGAGAUCCCCUCGCCGAUAUCGCUGUGCUGCAGGAUCACAGCAAGCUGGAUGUCAUCAUGAUCAAUGGUCGAGUCCACAAAGCAAGUUACAAGGAAUUUGUGAAGUUCGAGCAGCCACAGCCCGUUAUGGAGCCUAAGGAGAACGUGAAGCUCAACAACUUCGUGGCUUAUGCUUUAGACGAUGGUACUGGUCGGACCAGGAUCGGUCACUUGGAUCGAGACAAAGGCACCAUUACACCACUUGCUUUCUUGAGUGGAACGGCGAUCGAAAACCUAUACCAAGUGAUCGAAGUCGGCGAAGACAAUGUCAUAGCUGGCGCCGAAACCUUCCCACUGACUGAUAGUCUCAACAUCUUGGCACCGAUCAGUGGUCGCGAUGUGCUUGCUGUUGGCAAGAAUUACAGUGAGCAUGCCAAAGAGUUCAAUGCAAGCGGAUAUGAUUCAAGCGACAAGGUCGAUAUGCCGACACACCCAGUCAUCUUUACCAAGCGAGCAACUUCAAUCGUUGCUAACGAAGAAGACAUCCUUCUCCAUGAGGACUUUACACAGACGCUCGACUACGAAGGAGAAAUCGGAGUCAUAGUCGGCAAGGGUGGCUUCAAUAUAUCUGAAAUCGAUGCCGAGCAGCAUGUCUGGGGUUACACGAUCAUCAAUGAUGUGACUGCCCGUGAGGCUCAGCGCGACCAUAAACAGUUCUUCAUCGGCAAGAGCGCAGACUCGUACUGUCCAGUGGGUCCGCUGGCAUUACCAAAGUCAGCGUUACCAAAGACACUGACGGUCACAACUCAUGUCAAUGGUGAGCUUCGCCAGAAGGGGACCACUGAGGAUCUCAUCUUCAGCGUGCCGAACCUCAUACAUACACUGUCGAAAUCGCAGACCUUGCGUCCUGGAGAUGUGAUCGCUACCGGCACACCAGCAGGUGUCGGGUUUGGCUUGAAGCCUCCCGUCUUCCUCAAGCCUGGUGAUGUUGUUGAGAUCUCGGUCACUGGGCUAGGCACACUGCGGAAUACGGUGGUCAAGGCCGAGAACGAUAAUUAUGUCACGAAGCAAGUACAGGCACAAAGCGUCAUACCUAUCAGCAACCUCGCAAUCACUAACCAUGGCGUUGGCCUCACCACACUUCUAAACGGCAAGAAGCUCAAUGCCAAAACUAUUGGCCGUGGUCCGAACAGCAUCAUCUUCAUCCAUGGACUAGGAGGCAACACAUCUUUCUUCACUCCUGUGCUCAACCAGCUGGGUCUCAACAAAGGCGACCACGAACAGUAUACCAGCUUGCUCUUCGAUCUCGAAGGCCACGGCAUGUCACCAACAAAGGCAACCUCACGAAUCAGCAUCGAGAGCUAUGCGCAAGACAUUGAGAACUUGAUCAAGGCGUUCGACAUGCCAACACAAAACGGCGUGACAGUUGUAGCACACUCCAUGGGAUGUAUCGUGGCUGAGCUCUUCGCGUCGCAACACACAGACAUGGUCAACAAGCUCAUCCUGAUAGGUCCUCCACCAUGUCCACUACCUGCGGCUGGUGCCGAUGGUAGCGUGAAACGUGCAGCAACUGUCAGAGCUGAGGGCAUGCGUAACGUGGCUAUCACAGUAGCCGCCGCUGGCACGUCCGAGAAGACUAAGACAGACCGUCCACUCUCCUGCACAGCUGCGCAAAUGAGCUUGCUGUCUCAGGACCCAGAAGGAUAUGCCAAAGGUUGUACGGCACUGGCAGGUGCGAAAGAUCUUCAAAUUGACUUUGCUAAGCUCGGCAAGACGACAAAGUCGUUGUUGAUCACAGGCGAUGAGGAUAAGGUCGCACCACCAGCGCAUGUCAAGAAGCUUGCGGAAAUGCUUGGAUCUGCUCAAACGAGAGUUCUAGAGCAAGUCGGACAUUGGCAUGUAUUUGAAGAUGCCGAGGGCGUCAACAAAGCAAUCAAGAGCUUCUUGGCUUAG
Molecule: messenger RNA, 3303 nt
Organism: Recurvomyces mirabilis
Lineage: Eukaryota; Fungi; Ascomycota; Dothideomycetes; Mycosphaerellales; Teratosphaeriaceae
Exons: 5
Coding region: 1-3303 (1100 amino acids)
Molecular function (GO): acetylpyruvate hydrolase activity; hydrolase activity, acting on carbon-nitrogen (but not peptide) bonds
Source: RefSeq, a predicted model, not a curated record